Messenger RNA from Pelobates cultripes (western spadefoot toad), 30737 nucleotides. The record is from the annotation of a GenBank genome assembly. NCBI's taxonomy places the organism in Eukaryota, Metazoa, Chordata, Amphibia, Anura, Pelobatidae.
CCCGAGCCGGCUGCUGUCCGCUGUCAGAGUCGGUGACGAAUAGAGUCAGCCAGAAGGUGAAGGCGGAAGAGAGGAGCGGUCCAGCUGAAUGUAAAUAUUUAUUAUGUCUUCCUUCCCAUACACCGCUUACACGGCGGGGCCAGCUGUCUGCGUGUCCAUGGCACGCUGUAAGUCAGUGUAUGGUGUUUAAUGAGGGGGCCCAGUCUGUGUCAUAGCAUAGCAUGUAAUGGGGGGGGUCUGCAGGCAGAUCCACUGCUGGUGUGGGAGCACAGCUCCUAGUAUUACUUAGCUGGCAAAGCAUCAUGGGCAUUGUAGUCCUCUAGCAGCUGGGGAGGUUGGCCAUUCCUGGUGUACAGAUUUACUAUCAAUAUGUGCAGCACCAAGUGUGACUGUGGGCACUGCACUGCAAUUAAAAGGGUUAGAUCUAAAGUGUAUGAUUUUAAUAUUUAAUGGUUUAUAUUGUAAGCAUCACUUUUAUUUUCAUUGUUAUUCUUUUAGGUAUCUAUUUUGUGGAUUAGUGUAGUGUAUUCAUUUUGUGUUUCCACAUUUGUAGAGUAGGGCUUUUUGAAACAUGAUAAAUAAUUUAAUAUAUGGUAUUAUUUUGUGGACUUAAAGUUAAUUCUACUUAAAUCCCAAAAUGGAAUAUCCCUCUUUUCGGCAUGUGCCAUAACCCAUCCCCACUUCCUUUAAUAAACACAGACACCAGUUUUGUUUCUGUUGGAAAUAUAUAGUCCACAGCUUUAUUAAAGUAUCAUCAAUAACUUGAACAAAAUUUUUGCCAAAACAAUAAAGAUAUUUUAAUCCAAUCUCCCUCUGUACAUAAAUACCCCUGGCAAUGACCCCAUACCAAUAUAACAGAAUAAAUAACAUAUAAAUUAAAACACGGCCUACCAAAGAGGCCCAUAUCCAAGACACCCCUACACCCCCAGAUUUGGAGCCACCGAUGAGCUCGAACCUGUCAGCCAAUUGAACCCCUCCUGCCUAAUCUAGCCUAAACCUUGUCAUGACCACAUCAUACUCUACCUACUUCCCAUUUAUCCUAGCCCUUUCCCGCCGCUGUGACCAAACGGGGAACAACCACUAAACCACAGGGAGGGUGGGAGGGACAGGUAAGUGCAAGUUGAAAAUUAAGAUGGCCAUGCUAUAAUCACCUAGUCCGCACCUCAUAACCACAUGUCUAAAAUCCUGCCCCCAAUUAUGAUAACACUGCAUGCCUACUCUCUGGCCUUAUCAAGGCCCAUUCCCCUAACUGCGUUGCUACAUGGGCUACAUUUUAGGCCAAAGUGGUGUUUUUUUCCAACUUGGUUAUUUGGGGACAAACUGUUAAGAUUGGUUGUGUGAUUUAUUUCUUAUAAAUUGCUAAAGUAUUAUAAGAUACUAUGCACUGGGUUGUAAACACACUGUUUAGCAAAUUUUCCUCUUCUCCUUUACAUUGUAAGAUCUACAAACAUGACUGCCCACUGUCUGUAUCUGUCUGCUGGAAUUAAUAUCUCAUAAAUAUCUCAUGAAAUAAUUUACAUAGUUUCCACUUCACUUAAAUAGGAAUGAACAUUUAAUUCAGCAGCAUAGAUUAGGGUUUAUUAUAUGAAUUAAGUAAUAUCAUAGAUCAUUCAUGUUGAUUUUGAAAACAAAAUUCUUAAACUAUUAAAAAUCUAAAUCCAGUUUAACUCUUUAAAGAUCAGGGCUGUUUUGCAUAUUGAAAACCAGAACACUUUUUAAAAUAUAUUUUUGCCAUGUAUUUUUUAGUAAACUUAAUUGAAUAAUCAUCCAAAUGAUUUCCUACUAACUACCCAUUACAACUACCAAAACCAAGCCCAAAAUAUUAAUAAUAUAAAUUUACACCCUGAGAUUGAAGUAAAUCCAUCAAAACAGAGACCAUAACUUUUAUACUGAUCUCAACAUAAAACAGGUGAUAAAGGGGGUGAUAUUUUUUUGUAUUACAUUUUUUUUUUUUACUAUAAAAUAUUUGGUACUGUUUCAAGAAACUUUCAUUAGUGUUACACAGUUUUUUUUCUUCUUAUAUAAAUCAUCCUUUAGACUACAGUUCUUACUGUAGGUGAGUGUAUAUUUCUAGGUAACCUGUGCAAUGUGAAUUACAAAGUUUGACAUUUAGGUGUAGAUGAACUGUGGCUAGAGGUUGUAUAAUGGUAUAUGUGCUUGCUAUUUUGUUUAGUUCAUAAUUGGUAAAUGUUUUUUUCCUCAAGCUCAGGAUGGAGGAACCAGAUAGAGAAGCAGUGGCAACUGCAGUGCAACGCGUUGCUGGAAUGCUGCAGAGACCAGACCAGUUGGAUAAAGUGGAGCAGUACCGCAGGAGGGAGGCACGAAAAAAAGCAUCGGUGGAGGCCAGAUUGAAGGCAAGGCAGUAAAACAGACAGAACAUAUCUGCCUUAACCUGCUACACCUAGGGUUAUUCACUGAACCACAUAUUGUUUAUAUUUGACAAGAGAAUUGCAGAAUUUAAGGCAAAAUAGCCAUGGUGGAGAACUUACUUUUGGCUAUUUUCGCCCAAACAGUUAUUCCCCGAGAAUUCCCAUUUUUAGUAUUGAAACCUGACAAUGACUUGUAAUGUCUGAAUACUUUUGUAUGUUAGUGCAUGCUUGUUAUAAUCCACAGGUUAUGUUGUCUUCAUGUAGACUUUUUAUGUUUAGUUACGGUGAGAGUAUAAAGAUUUUUAGAGAUUUUGUUUAUCCUUUUUAUUAAUUCGAAUAUAAAAACAUACAAUCACCAAAUGAAGCCAUAUAACUUUGCAAUAAGAGAAAAUAUGAUUCCAAAAAAUGUGUUCUAGGUUCACAGACAGAAGCAACAUGUGACUUGGGUCACAUAUGUACAAAGGGUGACAGCAUAAGGCUGACCUACAGGAAACUGGUCAAUUAGGAAGGGGGGGUUUCCGAGUCAUUUUGAGGAGGUUUUUGUUUUUUCCCUUUCUCCCUCCCUCAGUAAAUGUUAAGUCUAUGUUGCUUGAAUGCAGAGAGCUAAGAAUGUAAACUCUCUUAAUUUUUUAGCACAUUUACAUCUAAAAUGUCAGCGUACAUUCCAGUUGCAGAGCAACCAUGAAGUUACAGACAGGCCAUGUCUCCUAAAUAGAUUGAGAUUUGUGAAGUUCCAGAGAUUACAAAGACAUGUGUUGUACAGUGUAUUUGAGCAAGUGUUUGGUGUAAAAAUGUAUGGUGUUAAGUGAAGGUCACAGCUGCAUGGCAUACAAUUUGUGCCCUUAUACUGUAAUACGGGAUGACUGGUAGCUUUUGCAGAAAUUAUUAUUUUAACUGUAACAACUACGAACCUGAGCUUUUUUUAAGUUUCAUGUUCAGACCAAUUAGAGGGCGACAAGUUCAGUAACUUUGCAUUGUUUGGGCCAAGUGAUUCUAUCUUUCUUAUAGGUUAAUAGAUCAAGACUAUAUUUAAAGAAUCACUAUAGGGUCAGGAACACAAACAUGCAUUCCUAGGCCCUAUAGUGCUAAAACCACCAUUUAGGUGGCUUGCUCCUCCCUAUAAAAGCUUAAAACUUGCCUUAUUUCCAGCGCCGCUCAGGUCUGCCUGAUCUGAAAAUGCCUGAAGGGAUCUAUUAUACUCACCAGUACAACUACAUUAAGCUGUGGUUGUUCUGGUUAUUAUAGUGUCCCUUUAAUAAUAAUGAAUGGGACAUCUGUAUAAUACCUGUGUUUAGGGGAACAGCGUAAAGCCAUUUUAGUAAGUGGUCAAAAGGCAAAACCCUUUUAAAAAAAAUUUGUUAUAACUUUACUAAAUAAGUAUUUUACUGGCUGCACUGUUUUGCUUCUAGGCGGCUAUCCAGUCUCAGCUUGAUGGUGUGAGGACAGGCUUAAACCAACUUCACAAUGCACUGAAUGAUGUAAAGGACAUACAGCAAUCUCUCGCAGAUGUCAGCAAAGAUUGGAGACAGAGCAUUAAUACCAUUGAGAGCCUGAAGGAUGUCAAGGAUGCAGUUGUUCAGCACAGUCAAUUAGCUGCAGCUGUGGAGAACCUGAAGAACAUUUUCUCAGGUAAUUUGGCUGUGAGAUCGUUAUGACCAUUCCUGUUCAUAAUUUUCAAGAAAUUAUAUACUUCCCCUCAGACAAGUAAAAUUGCUUUGUUAAAGAUGACUGCCAGUACUCAUUACAUGUAAACCGACUGCAAUAUUUUAUAUUUAUUAAGCUUUUAAGGACUAAGGCUUUUUUGUGAUGGAACACGUUUGUGUCCAAGGGAUUUUUGGCACUUUUGCUCUGCGUUCCUUCUACCAUAAUUUCCCCCUACCCAAGUGAACCCAUACAUUUUAUAUUUCUUUUUUUUUUUUUAUAAAGGAGAAAUAUGACUGAUACCCUAUAUGUCUAAAUAACACAAUAUUAAAUGGAAAAAUAUGUGUAAAAAAUACAAAACAUAUUUUUUGUUUGUUUUACAUUUGGUAAUUUCUACACUACAAAUGCAAAUAAAGAAAAUUAACUCAAGCCAGAUUCACUAGUUAAUACAAUUUUUUGGGGGGAGGGGAUGGGGUUCACAGACCACGCACUUCCCACUGCUGCAAACACCCCAUAUUUAUAUUCUACUGUUCUCAGGUACAAUGAUACCACGCAUGUAUUCCUUUAUCCCUAAUCCUACGCCUAAAUUCUUCCCUAAUUUAACCAAUUUUCCUACCCCUAGUCCAACCUUUAAUUCAAACUCUAAUCCAACCCUAAUCCUGCGCAUAAAACAACCCCUAAUCCUAUUCACAAUCCUACCUAUAAUUCCAGUCCUAAACCCACCUCUCAAGGGACUUCCUAGUACUGACAUCACCAGAAGGUUUUCAUGGCUCAAAAAGUACAGGGCUCUGAAAUACCGCGACUGAGCAGGUUUUUCAUUUUGUUUGAUGAUCUCAGCCUAUCCAAUGUUUUCCCAUAGGAGAGCAUUGGGAGGCUAUCAUGCAUGCACGCAAAACACUGUGCAAUGCUAAUAGGCAUCUCCUCAUAGAGAUGCAUUGAAUCAAUGCAUCUUUAUGCGCAACGUGCAGCACCUCCAGACAGGGCGUGGAGAUGCUGUAUGUCAAUGCUGCAAACUGAGUGUUACUAGGCAGUAAUGCAAAUCCUGCCUUUUCUAUGAAAAGGCAGUGUUUACAUUAAAAAGCAUGCAGGGACAGACUAUAGACACCAGAACAAAUACAUUAAGCUGUAGUUGUUAAAGUGACUAUAGUGCCCCUUUAAGCCAAAGUUGUUUUGGUGACUAUAGUGUCCUUUUAAUUUUUUCUAAUGUUGGGAUUUCUGUUGCUUUUCAUCGUAAUGUACCAGAGUGUUUCUGUGCGAUUCAUUAGUGUCAUUCUGUGUAUGGCUGUGAUGAAUAGUAUAUUUAGUUUCUUUGUCUUCCUUUUUAAUUUCCCACAGUGCCAGAAAUCGUAAAGGAGACACAAGAUCUGAUAGAGCAAGGGAAUCUUCUGCAUGCGCACAGAAAGCUCAUGGACCUGGAGUGUUCUCGUGAUGAUCUAAUGUAUGAACAAUUCCGUACGGACAGCAAGAACACUCAUGAAAGGAAUCUAAUUCAGAACUAUUUUGGGGAAGUGCAGCACUUAUCAGAGGAGUUGGCCAAACAGCUAUGGAUGGUCAUUCAGAGAGCAAUAACCACUGUGCGCAAAGAUCCCACCUUGUUGGUAUCAGUGGUACGCAUCAUAGAGAGAGAGGAAAAGAUUGACCGUCGGAUGAUGGACAGGAAAAAGCAGACCACCUUCAUUCCACCUGGAAGACCCAAGAAGUGGAAAGAGAAAAUGUUUGAUGUUCUUGAGAAAACCAUUGUGACCAGAAUUGAAGGAAGUCAAGCAGACACAAGGGAAUCUGACAAGAUGUGGCUCGUGCGACAUUUGGAAAUUACCCGCCGAUACAUGCUUGAGGAUCUCAUAAUAGUAAAAAACUUAAUGGUGCAAUGCUAUCCCCCACAUUACAACAUUUUCAACCAGGUAUUAGAUUCGUAUCACCAAGCAUUGUCUUCUCGAAUUCAGGAGUUGGCUUCAGAAGAGCUGGAAGCCAAUGAAAUUGUCAGUCUCCUCACUUGGGUUUUAAACACGUAUCAAAGGCAAGUAGAAACUAUAAAUUAUAUAUAAAUGAAAUAUGUGAUCAUCAUGCAUUAUUAAUACUAAUACAUGCAUUGGUUUCCCUGAAUGAGGUAACCUUGAUAAUACAGCUAAUUGUAAAGAGGAAGGAGAUUAGAAACAAUCCCUUUCUUUAUAUAAUUAUGUUAUUGCAAUAUAUAGCCGUGUAUCGGGUGUAAAUAGGAAAACAUUUAAAGAGAUACUAUAGGCACCAAAAUAACACUAAAAUAACCAAACUAAGUUUGGUGUAUAGAUUUUGCCCCUGCAGUCUCUCUGCUUAAUUCUCUGCCAUUUAGACGUUUAAUUACUUUGUUUAUGCAGCCCUAGCUACGCUUACCCUGCAUGUGACUUGCAAAGCCUUUCUAAACACUUCCUUUAAAGAGAGAUCUGAUGUUUAAACUUCCUUUAUUAAACAGUCAAUUGAAAUUAGAAUUUCUUAUCUCCUGCUCUGUUAAUAGCUUGCAGGAGUCUUGUGUGUGGUAAAGUUCAAUUUAAAGAGCUGUAGAUAAAGCCAUCUAAAAUAAGAUCUGAUUGAAAAUGGAACAUUUUUUCAUGUUGGCUGUGUGAAUCACAUCCUAUGGAGGAGUGGCUUGGGCUAUAUAGACAGAAAGGGCAGAUCAUUUAGCAGUAAGGCUGCAGGUACAUGAUCUAUACUCCCAAACCGCUCAAUUAAGCAAAAGUUGUCUUGGUGCCUAUAAUUGCAACAAGAGGCAUAACAUAUGAAAUAAGCUAAUAAGCUUUUUUUAUAUAUGUUUUGCCCAAUUAUAAGAUGGCAACUGAAAAGUUAAAUGUUUGAAUAUUUUGACGCAUCAUAUAAUCAUUACUUAUAAAACUCCCAUUUGUGUAGGAAUCAUAGUCUUUCCCAAGUUGCUUAAAGUAGUUAGUAACCCUGUGUUAUUUUUGUUUUUCUAGUCCGUAUUAAUAUGUUCUAUAUAUAGAUACCAUAAUUUAUUGAUUAGAGAGUUGAGGACUUGUAGUUAGUUUUUAUCGUUAUUGUCAUUAUUUUGUAUUAAAUUGAUAUUUUGUUUGUGUCCUAAAAACUGUAACUGGUAUAGGUAAAUGCUAGGCUUGAUUCUCUGUUCCUUGCAGCUCUGACAUGAUGGGAAACAUUGACCUAGUCCCCGAGGUGGAUGUGAAGUCAGUGAGGCCACUUCUUUCCCAGGAGGUAGUGGACCAGCUGCUCCACAUGUACAUGGCGACUCUCAGAGUAAGCUAUUUUGAUUAUAUAUACAUACACACAUACACCUAUUUUAUUAAAUUCUGGAACAGUUUGUGAGCAAAUAUUUCAUGGAACAAUUGAUUUAAAAAGUUAAGUUGAAACAUAGUAAUUUAUUUCAAGAGGAUAAAGUCACUACUAAACAUUAGCAGCUCCUGGAUUUCUUUUUUUUUUUUUUUUUUUUUUUCACUUUUCCAGCACCAUGACGAUGUUGAUUUCUUGAGCAUAUUCGUUCAUUAUUUAAUUAUAUCUACAGAUAAUAAAACAAGGGACAGAAACGUUGACAGUGCUUAGGGAUCUAAUAUAUCCUGUACCAACACUGUCCGUUCCUCUCAAUGUUAUUUGAAAACAUGCCACAUGACCAUCUACAUGAUCUGUCAUCUUAGCUUAAUAAAUUUAAGUGUGUCCGACUUCCACGCCUCCAACAUCCAUUCCGUAUGUUCUCUGGUUGUAGGCGUUUCACUUUGGCCUUUUAAUAGUGGUUUCUGUGCAGCUGUUGUUCCAGUGAUCCAGGUUCAUGUAAUGAAUUCUGUAGUGGUUCCCAAAAACAUGUGAUUUUAGUAGCAUAUAACAUGUUUGUCCUCCAUGAAUACCUAUUCCUUAACAGUGAACAUCUAAUUGAUACACUCUAUAAGUAUGGCAGUGUCCUAGUAUUGUUUUACACGCAUUUUGCAUUUUUUUCUGCUUGUACCAAAUGUCGAAAUACGUUUGGUUUGGAUGACCAUUUCACAAAACAUGUCAUAUAUUGAAAUAGUAAAUGUUUUCAUGUGCUACCAUUAUAAGACAGGUUUAAGCACUGUUACUUUUAGACUUUUGUUAUGGAUAUAUACUAAACACAUGCAGAUAACUUUAUUUUGACAUAGUGACAAGCUAUGCAUUUAAUAAUCCUAAAACAAAGUGUGAAUAAAUCAUCUUUCUUAAAGGACCACUCUAGGCACCCAGACCACUUCAGUUUAAUGAAGUGGUCUGGGUGCCAGGUCCAGCUAGGAUUAACCCAUUUUUUCAUAAACAUAGCAGUUUCAGAGAAACUGCUAUGUUUAUGAAUGGGUUAAGCCUUCCCCUAUUUCCUCUAGUGGCUGUCUCAUUGACAGCCACUAGAGGCGCUUGCGUGCUUCUCACUGUGAUUUUCACAGUGAGAGCACGCCAGCGUCCAUAGGAAAGCAAUAUGAAUGCUUUCCUAUGUGACCGGCUGAAUGCGCGCGCAGCUCUUGCCGCGCGUGCGCAUUCAGCCGACGGGGAGGAGAAGAGGAGGAUCGGAGGAGGAGAGCUUCCCACCCAGCGCUGGAAAAAGGUAAGUUUAAACCCCCUUCCUGGCACUAUAGUGGUCCUUUAAUUUUAAAUUAGUGUUUAAAUUAAUCUUUGAAAGAGCUAUAUCCCUUUCAAAUGCCUUUGUGUAUUUUGCAAUGUGUUCAUAAAAAAAGUCUGUUUCUUAGGCAUGUAUGCAGAUUUUGGAAAUAUUCUAGUGAAUUUUCAAAAUAAAUGUAUCCUCAUAUACUCAUAAUUGUAUGGAUGUCCUGCACCUGACAGCAUAUGUUGAUUGGCAGGUGAGAAGCAGGGAACCCUCCUGCAGGUAGUUCUGCUGCUUUCUUUCACAGCACAUUGUAGUUUCUGUGAUUACCUGGUAUGGAUAGUACGAUAAUAAUCAUGUGCAUUAAUGUGCAGAGGAUUAUAGUAAAAGAGUGACAUACACAGCUCUGUACACAUGCCAAUGUGGCUGACAAAAAUCCCAAAGUGUCAGCAUUAUGGUGGUGAUUCACCAGUUUUGGGGGAAGCACUGUUAUGCUUCCAAUGUGAGGACAAUUGGGUAGGAGGUGGGCGGGAUUUGGAGAUGUGCUUAAAGCUUGCAGUUAAUUCAUUUUGCAUUGUUUUUGUACAUAAAACUUUUUGAGAACCAAAAUUAAUGAGCCUGCCAUCCAAGAUGCCUGUCUAUAUUGUGGGGAUAUUUAUGGGAUAAUAAUAGUAACAGUGAGAAUUGCCCACUAAUUCAAUUCUCAGAUCCCAAAGAACGUUUAUCGUGUUAAGUGGAAUGUAUUUCAUAUAAUAAUAUCACAAUGUAUAAAAAUAGAUUUUUAUUUAUAAUGACAAAUUAAUAAUAAUAAUAUUAUAUGUAACAUGCAUAACAAUAAUCAAUGAAUAUUCAGUACAAAAUUAUAUGCAAUACAAAGAAAUGGGUAUUACGUUUCAAUGGCUAAAUAGCAUUUCCUGUCAAGAAUUCUGACGAUUUAUGACUAGCUUCCACAGACUGAAAGUGAAACUUUUCACACAGAGAACAGAAUUCCUCAGAGUGCAGCGUAAGGUCGUAAAGUUUAGCAGACAGUUAGAAUAACCCUUUCAAUGCUGGCUAGAUCUCCUAGGUAGUUAAGAUCUAUUCUUAUGUAAUUUUUAAAUAAAAUAACAUUUAAACCAGUUCAUUAGCCAUUUCCUGAAAACAAUCCAAUAAGAGAAUCUACAUAUUAUAUAAGCAGAUUUUUAAUUUGUCUAAAAGAUAUCUAUCUUAAUUUAGAGCAAAUCAAUACACCUGGAUAAAAACAGCGGUAUGCUAACACGUGAUAAUAUCACAUCAAUAUAUAAUUAUUCUUAAUUCCACCUGCAGAAUGGAAUGUUUAUAACUAUAUAUUCUUAGUUAACUAAGAUUUCUUAAUAUGGAAAUCUGACCGUGCUUUAUCCAGUCAUAUAUAAUGCUAUUAAUACAUUUUAAUUAAUUUAAUUUAAUUAAAUGAAACCAGUAUAAUUACCAGUUGAGUAGAUAUUUCAUCCGAUUGGUAGUCUCUCUGCAUGGAGGUGUUGGUUAGAAAGUCAGUAAAUUCUAAGUGUUAGAGUUUUAGGAGUAGAGUGUUAGCCUCAGAUGUUGUCCGAGUUGGAGUCCCCAAACUUCCAAUUCCUCUCUCCUCUCCUUUGCAUCUCUUGCAUCUGCCUCCUCUCUCGUAUAUCUCUAUCUUCCCUUUGUCUUAACUUUUAAAGGGCCAGACUCUCUGUACGUCAUCAGUUGAUAACCCAAUAGAAGCACUAGAGGUGUGGUUAUCUUCCAGAUCGCAAAUUAGUUAUUUGGUCUGUAGAGGGCAGUCUUGUCCCACUAAACAUACCUAUCCAGGAAAGAGUUAACUUUUCCUGGUGGCUAUUUUGACGUCAUUUUGGCCUAUCUAGAUAGUGGCUAUAACUUACGUAUCCUUCAAAGAUCAAAGGGGUUCUUAAAUUUUGUCCAGACUAUGUGUCUGCAAAUCUGCUAUAAUUUCUGAUAUGACAGAUCAUGAACUAAGUUUACCCUUUUCCAUACAAUGGUACCUUAUAUGUAUAGACAGUUAAAUAUUAAAUUAUUUAAUCUUCUCUGUCACAAUUGUCUGGGUUUAGAUUUGAUUAUAUUCUUCUUAUCACUUGUUUAUACUAUGCUAUACAUUCCUUAGCUCUGGCAAAGAGGCCAGUCUUACAGAAAGAAAUCUAGUGUCUUCUUUGUUAACUUGAAAUAACAAAAUGGAGUCUGGUCUGUUCAGAGUGACUCAGAAUAUACACUUUUAGUUUCUAUCAUAGCACAAAAUGUCUGCCGAUAUAAAUACUCUGACAAUAUUUAGUUAUUUACCAUCUCCAGAUUCUUUGCACUAAUACAUUUAUGUAAAUCUGUUUCAUGUUGAUGUGUUGCUAUACUGAUUAUCCACAGUGUGUGAUAUAUAUUUUAUUUGCUAUUUAUUUUUAUUUGAUUUCUGCAAUGUUUAGUCCAAUAUUAUCGGAUGGUUAAGGAAGGCGCUGGAAACAGACAAAAAGGACUGGGACAGGAAUACGGAGCCUGAAGCUGACCAGGAUGGGUAUUAUCAGACUACACUGCCAGCUAUUGUUUUCCAGGUAUCAUUCUUUUCGUUACUGGUUUUAUUUCUAUAGCACCGGCAUAUUCAGCACUGCAUCAGAUUGGGCUAUAUGUUAACCUUCUAAAGACCAAAUGUUAUACUUCGCCAUUGUGUGUUUUCAAAAAUCACAAAAAAACUGUUUGGCCUUAUUAUCGAGUUCUGAUAGCUGCAGUUAAAUUAGUGGAACUGCUAACAUUGGAAUAGGAUUCUUAAAUUAGAGAAUAUGACAGCAUAGACUAUCACUAGUCCUUAACGAGUUACUCCAAUACAGUUUAACCAUUUUUUAAAUUGUAUUUAUAUUGCCCUUAUGGGCAGUAACUUGUCCCCCCUUAGUUUUAAUGAAAACCCUAUAAAAUAAGUAUAAACCAGUGCCUGGCGAAGUUCUGCUCGAUACUUUACAUGCCACGUCCUUUGUCACACUGCAUCACUGCUUUCCUCUCCAAUGUCCAGUCACACGUUUCUUCUAGCAUUUGAUUAAACUGAUCAUCAGUUCAAGUAAGGGAAGGUUGGACAGAGGUGGGGAAUUAAAAAUAAAUAAAUAAAAUAGAAUGUCGAGAUGCUGGGGGAGAUGGGAAAUACAAGCUUCUCCUUCCAGCUGAUUAUGUCAGUGUAUGCUGAAAGCAGACGUAAUAUAUACAGAAUUAACAUUAGGCUGUCUGCAACAGAAUUCAGGGCUGCCUAAGUCACGUGUGUCGGGCUUGGGAAAAAAAGUGGUGAAAAUAGAGCUACCGUAGCAAAAACAAAAAACAACUUUUAUUUCCUCCAUACACUUGCCUUGAGUUCAGAAUAUUUUGCUGGCAGACUCACUCCUGACACUGCUCUUUACUGGAGCCUCUUUUAUUUGAUGCUUUAAAAUAAAAUGAGAAUUGGCACUGGAAUAGACCCAUUAAGGUUCUACCCAAACCACCUAGCUACCUACUUGCUACAAGGGCAGAUUGAUCUAGAAACAAUGUUGUAUCUCUGGAAAAUAUAUUUAUUCUGGAAAGAUAUUUAGCAAUUUGUAGGUACUGGUAUGUCAUAUCUUUCAGUGUAAGGGAUUCCCUUGGGUAUGGAUUUUGGCACUUCAUGAACAUUUGAAACUUCCUGUGCUGGAAUAAUUUGGUUCCAUUUUUCAUUUUCCAAGUACUGCGUAAAUUUUGGAAUUCUGUAUACGUAGUAAAUAUUUCAUUUCUCAGUUAGGGAAUGUAGAGAAGUUGUUAGUGUUAUUUUUAUAUAUACAUACAAAUUCACAGUUAAAAUAACAUUAUUGGGAAAUCCCAACAGCCAGGAAAUUUCCUUUAUUUUGGACACUAUAGCAGGCUUAUUACCCAUGCAAUUAUGUGCAUCGUGAGACCUAUAGAGAGGCAAACAAAUAUACUGCCAUCUAUGCUCCUAAUACGAUAAUAAUUUAUACUCCAGCACAGGUAAUGGUACCAGGUGCACCCCUUUCCCUGUCCCUCUGCAUUCUGUUACUUGUAGCUGUAUUUACUUGCUAAGCAGAGAUUUAUGAAAUUUACUUGGAUAACAGUAAAGUGUAGGGAUGAAGAAAAAUUACAAUUUACUGGAGAAGCUUUGGAUUUACAAGUAAGUACCUUUUUUUUAACAUUUUAUUUUAAGGGUUGACCUAUAACUAAAUAUGCAAAAUGGGCAAUUUAAAAUUUGUAUUCUAUGGCAAAUUCAUUAAAAAAAAUGAAGAAGUGCUUUGAUUUCAGUGAUCAUGCACAUUUAGUAUAUGAAAGCCAAAUGUGUAUUAUUUUUAAGUAAAUACACUAGCAAAACAUUUUCUUCUUUAAUAUUUCAGAUGUUUGAGCAGAAUCUUCAGGUAGCUGCACAGAUUAGUGAAGAUUUGAAAAAGAAAGUUUUGCAAUUGUGCCUCCAACAAAUGAAUACAUUUCUGAAUAGGUAUGUUCUAAUAGUAAUUUUAGGCCUUGCCUUUGUAUAAUUGAAGAUCUUACGCAAGAAAUUCAGUGGUGAUGUUAAAAUUUACCCAUUGCGUGUUCUACUUCUGUUUAUAACGCUUGUAGAGGUGUCUCGUGUUCUGUAUUGCUUUAUAUAUAAUUAUUAUAAGCACCUUUUCAGCUGCAUGUGUUUGAUACACUGUUUGUCUUUUUUUUUCUUUUUCUUUUUUUUUUUUUGCGAUGGGCUCUUUGUGCUGCUAGGUAUUCAGAGGAAGCCCAGCUAUAUAAGGAGGAACAUCUGAAGAAUCGGCAGCUUCCUGCUUGCUAUGUGCAAUACAUGAUUGCCAUCAUUAACAACUGUCAGACCUUCAAGUAAGAUCACAAAAGUUAUGCCUAUUAUUUACUAAUAGUGUUUUUCACUUUGUAAAUAUCAUCUUUGUUAUUUUCUGUUUGAAAAGAAAACUCCAAACCGAUAUGAUAGACUACAGUUAGGUCUGGAAAUAUUUGGACACUGACACAAUUUUCAUAAUUUUAGAUCUAUAUGCCACCAGAAUGGAUUUGAAAUGAAACAACAGAGAUGCAAUUGAAGUGCAGACUUUCAGCUUUCAUUUAAGGGGUUGAACAAAAUAUUGUAUGAACUUUUAGGGAUUGCAACUAUUUUCAUACACAUCCCCUUAUUUCAGGGGCUCAGAUGUAAUUGGACAAAUGAAUACAAUCAUAAAUAUAAUGUUAUUUUUUAAUACUUUGUCGAGGAUCCUUUGCAGGUAAUGACUUCUUGAAGUCUGGAAUGCAUGGACAUCACCAAAAGCCUUUACUGCACCUGUCUUCAGCAAGUGAAAUGCAUGCUCUAUAUGGUUGAGAUCAGGUGACUCUGCCAUUGCAGAAUAUUCCACUUCUUUGCCUUAAAAAAACCCCAAACUACUGGGUUGCUUUCGCAGUAUGUUUUUGGUCAUUGUCCAUCUGUAAAGUGAAGCGCCGUCCAAUCAACUUUACUGAAUUUGUCUGAGUAGACAAUAUACCUCUAUACACUUCAGAACUCAUCCUGCUAUUCUGUCUUCUGUCACAUCAUUAACCCCUUAAGGAUGGCAGGCGUGCCAACGCCGGGGGGGGGCGGCACAGCACGUCCCGGCCAUCUUUUGUACUUACCCGGUCGCCAGCGAUCGCGGUGGGGGGACUCACCUGGCAUCCGAGGAAGUCUCUCUCCUUCUGUUCCGGCCUUGCGAGGACCUCACAAUCACAUGGAUGGCAUAGCCGUCCACCGCAAUGCCAGCAGGGGGAGUGCCUGUAAUGACAGGUACUCCCCCUGCUGCCUGAAAAAAAAAAUUAAAGUUUAAAACCGUUUAAAAUCAAAAUGAUAUAUACUUAGAUAACAUAUAUACUUAUUAUAUAUAUGAUCUAAGUAUGUAUGUGUGUAUAUAUAUAUAUAUAUAUAUAUAUAUAUAUAUAUAUAUAUAAAAAUACACAUACACUGUCUAAGUGUAUAUUAAUAUAUAUAUAUAUAAUCAUAUAUAUUAAUAUCAAAAUACACGUAGAAUAUUGAUUAAAUAUAUAUAAUUAUCAUUAGUUAUAUAAUAUAAAAUAAGUAAAUAUUUAAAUACGCAUAAAAAUAAUAAAAUAUAUAUAUAUAUAUACAGUAUGUGUAAAUUUGUUCUAACUGUAUUUUACAAGUAAGAUAUAUUGAUAUUAAAAUACAUGUAGAACGAAAUAAUAUAUAUAUACAUAUAUAUACAAAAGUAUAUACGUAUAUAUGACUAUAUAUAAUAAUUAUACGUAUAUAUAUAUAUAUAUAUAUAUAUAUAUAUAUAUAUAUAUAUAUAUAUAUGUAUGUAAUAAUUUUUCAUAACUAAGUCAUUUUGUUAAUUACAAUUUGUGGGACCUGCCUGACAACCCAGGCCAAAAGUCCAGGGAAUUAAAUUUUCUAGCACUAUAUUUAUAUAUUUAACCCUGUAAAUUUCCAAAACACCAUAAACCUUUACAUGGGGAUACUAUUUUACUUGGAAGAUGCCACUGAACACAAAUAUUAGUGUUUCAAAACAGUAAAAUGUAUUACAACGAUGAUAUUGUCAGUGAAAGUGAAUUUUUUUGCAUUUUUCACACACAAAUGGCACUUAUACGGUCAAUAUAAUUGUUGUGAUACCUUUUACUGUUUUGAAACACUAAUAUUUGUGUUCAGCGAAGUCUCCUGAAUAUAACAGUACCCCUCAUGUACAGGCUUUAUGGUGUUUUCAAAAGUUACAGAGUCAAAUAUAAGGCUUGCGUUUUAGUUUUUUCAUAUUGAAAUUCGCCAGAUUGGUUACGUUGCCUUUGAGACCGUAUGGUAGCCCAGGAAUGAAAAUUACCCCCAUGAUGGCAUACCAUUUGCAAUAGUAGACAACCAAAGGUAUUGCAAAUGGGUUAUGUCCAGUCUUUUUUAGUUGCCAUAAAUACUGGCCAAAAUUGGCAUUCAAAUUAGUUUUUUGCAUUUUUCACACAUAAACAAAUAUUAACGCUAACCUUUGGCCAGUGUUUGUGACCAAGUGGCUACUAAAAAGGACUGAACAUACCCCAUUUGCAAUACCUUGGGUUGUCUUCUUUUGCAAAUGGUAUGCCAUCAUGGGGGUAAUUCUCAUUCCUGGGCUAUUAUAUGGUCUCAAAGGCAACGUAACCAAUCUGGCGAAUUUCAAUGUGAAAAAAAUUGAAAAAUGUAAAAUGCUAUAUUUGACCCUGUAACUUCUCAAAACCACAGAAAACCUGUACAUAGGGGGUGCUGUUUUACACGCGAGACAUCGCUGAAUACAAAUAUGUGUUAUUUAUUGCAGUAAAAGCAAACCGUAUUAUGACAUUCACAGUUAAAAUGUCACGUAGAACUAAAAAAAUUAAAAAGAAUCUUUUUUUUCUCCCUUUUUUUUAAUAUUUUAUUUAUAUUAAAUUAUGUUUCAUACCUAAAUAUAUGAUGUUAAAUGAAAGCUGUUUCCCCUGAAUAAAAUGAUAUAUAAUAAGUGUGGGUGCAUUUAAUAUGAAAGAGUUGAAUUACGGUUGGACAGACAUAUAGUCAAAUUCCAGGUUUUGUUUACAUUUUGUUUUGAUCACAAUGUGUACAUUUGGCUCAGUCCUUAAGGGGUAGUCUGCACCUUGUGGUGAACCCUCUGUAUUUUCUCUAGUGAAAUCUUCUCUUUAUGGUAGACUUGGAUAAUGAUAAACCAAAUAUAAUAAAACACCUACACACACACCAGUGUGAUAAAAUAGCAGUGGAGGUAAAAUAAUAGAAAAUGUAUUACCCUUUUCCACAACAAUAUUGUAGAUUAAAAAGACUCCUCAAUAUCUUCAUAAAACAAUAUAAUCUAAACAAUCUACAAUAAAAAUGAUCAAAAAUAGUGUAAUCCAACAAAGCACCAUGUAAUGAUUAACGGACUAUUGCACUUACAAAGAUAAAUAAUUGGCACGCAGAACAUAAAUCGCUGUGUCUGGAAUCUUCUGUGCUCUCAGCCCCAGUGUUCACAGUAUCAUAUGUAAAGGAACAAAAUGGAUAAUGAAAUGCCUACCUCCUGGCGAGUGCUCGUCACUUGGCUGGAUAUUGUGAUGGGGUAUAUCUUUACCAUGGAAAGGAUCCUACGAUCAUCCACCGCUGUUGUUUUCCGUGUGCUUCCAGACCUUUUUAUGUUGCAGAGCUCACAAGUGUGUUUUGUUUUUUUCUGAGCAUGUACAAAGCUGUUGAUUUAGCCACUCCUGAUGUUCCUGCUAUCUCUGUGAUGGAUUUGUUUGCAGCCUAAGGUUUGCCUGUUUCACCUAAAUCGAGAGCUCCUUUGACCACAUGCUGUGGGUUCACAGAAACUGCUUCCAGAUAUGAAUGCCACAGCUGUAAUCAACUAUAGACUUUUUAACCGGCUUAAUUGAUGAAGACAUUAGGAAGGAAUAGCACACAUCGGUCCAUGAAACCGCUUUUGAGUCAAUUGUCGAAUCACUUUUGGUCCCUUGAAAGAGAGAGGGCUACAUAUUGAAGAGCUGUAAUUCCUAAACCCUUCCUCCAAUUUGGUUGUGAAUACCCUCAAAAUUAAGCUGAGAGACUGCACGUGGUAAAUUGAUAAUGGCAAUUUUGAACAAAAUUACUUCCAAACAUAUGUUUGUUUAUUCCAUGAUGCCUUACUGUAUAAAAUCACUGUGUCUGCAUGUUUGAUUGUUUGAUAGGGAGUCAAUUGUCAGUCUAAAAAGAAAAUACUUAAAGAAUGAUGAAGAUAUGCAGAUGACCAGUACUGUGACUAUGGAUUCAACACUAAACAACAUUGCCAAUGAUGGUUGCAACAGUCUGCUAGAUGAAGUGUUCAUUGACUUGGAGGUGAGAACACUGUUUUUUUGUUUUUGGGGAUGGUUUAUUUUUUAUACUUGCACAGGAUCCUCCUGUUCAUUAUUUUUUUUGUUUUUGAGAUGGUUUGUAGACCACCUUUUGAGAGCAGGAAAAGUAAAAUAGCAAAGUGAACUCUCAAAACUUUUUAGAUUUAAUUAUGGGGACACAUUUACACAGAUUUUCUAAUAAUUUUAUUUCUUUCCUCAGCAACACCUCAAUGACCUGCUGACCAGGAAAUGGCUUGGAGGAUCAAAUUCCGUUGAUACAAUUUGUGUCACUAUAGAAGAUUAUUUUAAUGACUUUGCCAAAAUUAAAACACAUUACAAACAGGUACCAUAGGUUUUGAUUUGUAAAACUCCUGCAUAACUAAAGGGUCUGAUUUAAACAGCUAUUUAAUGGUGGAAGUGACAUGAUGAGCCUUUCUCGGUAUUGGAUAGAAAUACUGUGAUUUAAGCAGGACUCUCAAUUGGCAAAUGUAUGAAAUAAGUAGAGGAAACAAAGCAGGUAGUGAUAAUGGCACAUCAUACUCUUGUUAGGAUUUCCUGCACGUACUGAAAGGGUUUAUUCAAAUUCUUCAGGAAGUAAAUUUAAUUGCAAAUGACAAGUGAAUUGGGUUGUCUUGAAGGGAAAAUAUAGGCAGGAACUGACUCCAUAAUUUUAAAGGAACACUAUAAUGUUAGGAAUACAAAUGUGUAUUCCCAGAGUUAUAUUGUCCUAGUCCCCAUUUAGGUAAUUGGCACCCAUGUAAGGAGUAAAAAAAAAAAAGUUUACUUAUCUUUAAUCCCACACCUCGCUGUUCUCUCUCUCCCUGCAGCUGAGAUUAUUAAUCUUGUUGAUCUCAGCCAAUCCAAUGCCUUCCCCUAGGAAAUCAUUGGGAGGCUGGUGCGCAUGCACAGCAAAAUGCUGCGCUGCGCCAAUCAGAUGUUUUGUAUGAGUCAAUCUGAUUGAAAUAGCCAAAUUUUGCUCAGCUUAAUUUCAUCAAAAAGCACUUCUACAGUAUGUAAAACAGCUAUUUUUUUAUCCUGCCGGGUUAAAAUAAAGGGAACAUGGCACCUAGACUCCAUUAUUAAAAUGAAGUUGUCUGGGUGCUUAUAGCAUACCUUUAAUGCAUUUUAUAGAACAUGCAUUAAAAAUAAAUAAUGCAAAAAAAAAAAUAAAAAGAUGCAUUGUUUAGUAGCUUUAAACAUGAAUAUCUUAUUCUGGUCUGUGGAGUCAUCCCAAGUGCACUUUAUGUGAUAAAUAUAUCCCUCCCCUCCUCCCCCCCCCCCCCCCAAAAGCAGUACUACUAAUUACAUAGAAUGGGUGGAACUGUUCUGUAAACUGAUAGCAGCCUAGUUUAUACUUUGCUUUGUUGCACAUUCUUUGUUGACCAGUACUAUGUGUAUAGAUUGAUAUGCACAGCUUAGCUUUCUUUCCAGGGAAAAUAAAAUUGGUAUUGGGAAUUGAUAUAUAAGCUGCCAUAAUUUCAUUUUAUUUAUUUUUUCCUUUUCACAAAUCACUGAAUUUCUAAGUCUCGCAACUUGUUCUAAAGGUACACUUUCCUUGUUUACAGGAAAUGACCAUAAAAGCUCACAGAAAAGUAGUGACUGAAUAUGUAAAAGCAAUAAUGCAGAAGCGCAUUGCCUUUAGAAAUGCAGAUGAGAGAAAGGAUGGAGCAGAAAGAAUGAUCAGGGAAGCAGAACAGUUCAAGUUUCUGUUUAAGCGUCUUGCCUCUGUAAGUCUACAUUUGUAUAAAAUUGAAUGUACAAAGAGUCAAGGUGCCCAUUUGCCUUGCCACAGGAAUUGCAAAUAAUGUUGUCUUUUUCCACAAUGUACAAAAGCCUACAUGGAAGAAUUAAAGGAUCAUUAUAGGGUCAGGAACACAAACAUGUAUUCCUGACCCUAUAGGUUAAAACCACCAUCUAGCCCCCCUGGAUCCCUCAUGCAUCCAUAAAUAUAGCAAAAUCUUACUGUAUUCAAGCCAGAAGCUGUAACUCUGCAUGCUGCUUGACUCAGAAAAAAGAUAAGCAGUCUGCUGACAUCAUCAGAAGUGGUAGCCUGAUCCAAUCACAAUGCUUCCCCAUAGGAUUGGCUGAGACUGACAAAAAGGCAGAUCAGGGGCAGAGCCAGCAUGAUUCAAACACAACCCUGGCCAAUCAGCAUCUCCUCAUAGAGAUGAAUUGAAUCAAUGAAUCUUUAUGAGGAAAGUUCAGUGUCUGCAUGCAGAACGAGGAGAUACUGAAUGUUUGGAUGCAUUUUAGGCAGCCAUGACCCAGGAAGGAUCUCUAACAGCCACCUGAGGAGUGACCAGUGAAGUUAUCACUAGGCUGUAAUGUAAACACUGCAUUUUCUCUGAAAAGACAGUGUUUACAGCAAAAAGCCUGCAGUUAAUGAUUCUACUCACCAGAACAAAUUCAAUAAGCUGUAGUUGUUCUGGUGACUAUAGUGUCCCUUUAAGUUGCUAUGGUGCCAGGAGGUUCCUGGCAGCAGCUUACUUGCAGAAAUUAAUCUGUUAACAGACUGUUUUAACAUCAAAGUCUUCAUUCUAGCAUUGAUCUCCUCUGCCCCAAAACUUUUGUGGCUGUUCGGCUUCAAUCAGGAAGCCUUGGACAGGGUUACUGUUGAUAGGCUGAGAGCGUCAGCUUAUACUUUCUGCCUAUUAGUAGCUCCCUGAUUACAAAAUGGAGGGAGAAAUUAACAUAUUUUUCUCAGUUUAUUUUGUGAAUGGUUGACUGAAUGAAUGGUUGACUGACCAUGAAUGUAUGGUGAAUGGUUGACUGACAGAAAAUGUUGAGUUUUAACUGUUAGAGAGCUCUGAUGGUAACCCAGUGCCAAGAGCGUCCUGGCACUAUAGCAACUCCAUUCCCAUAAAGUUAUUAUGAUGCCCUUUGAAUACAUAUACUUAUACAUAUCACAGUCAUGAUGGUUUUACUUCAACAGGUUCUUUACUAAUAGCCUUAAAUAGGGUAUUACUAUAUAUUUAUUAUAUUAGAUAUAUUGUUUUUGUCGGAUCUGUUGUUUUUUUUAGAAGUAAUGCUUCUCUAACUUUGUCUAACAUGUAUGAAGCUCCUAUUGAUAUUUACGCAGAGUAUUUGUGAAAAUUAUAAAUAAAAAUGUUGUUUAUGUUUACAUAAUUGUAGUUUGUUUAGAUCUAUUUAAUGGCAAUCUUUGCAGUAGUUUUCCUCACAUGUUAUGUAUUAGCUGGGCAUCCCAUGUUUCAAAUAAAUCUUACAUUUAUUUGUUUUUGUAAGAAAACGUCUUGAUAGUGCUGGGAUUACUCUGUUCUGUUAGAUUAAUUCAUGAUGUGUUUUACCAAAAUAGUUUGUUUUUAAAAUGUUGCAUUCUUCCUGAUUCAUUUUGACUUAUUACUCUCCCCAGGGAUUUAGUGAAGAGACUGAUGGACUCUGUAAUACUAUCAUAGACAUUGCUGAAGUUAUAAAGCUGACAGACCCUUCACUCCUUUAUCUAGAGGUCUCUACUUUAGUCAGCAGAUAUCCAGAUCUCAGGUAAUGAUUCUCGCUUGUUAUUCGUUUAUUUCACACCUCCUCAAACCACUGCAGGCAGCUCAGUUAUUUCCAGAACCCCUCAGUGACAUUCAUUGUCCAUAAUAAUUUUGAUGACCAGUUUCUUUUUCUCUCUCGUCGCUCCUCUCACACGUCACCCCUUUGCCAAAUGUUACAUUGGCUUUCUGUAUCCUUUAGGAUUCAGUUAAAGGACCACUAUAGUGCCAGGAAAACAUACUCAUUUUCCUGGCACUAGAGUGCCCUGAGGGUGCCCCUACCCUCAGGGUCCCCCUCCCGCCGGGCUGGAUGGAGAGGAAGGGGUUAAACCUUCCUCUUUCUCCAGCGCCGGGCGGGGAGCUCUCCUCCUCCUCUCCACUUCUUCGGCUGAAUGCGCAUGCGCGGCAAGAGCUGCGCGCGCAUUCAGCCAGUCUCAUAGGAAAGCAUUUACAAUGCUUUCCGAAGGACGCUGGCGUCUUCUCACUGUGAAAAUCACAGUGAGAAGCACACAAGCGCCUCUAGCGGCUGUCAAGAGACAGCCACUAGAGGCUGGAUUAACCCUAACAUAAACAUAGCAGUUUCUCUGAAACUGCCAUGUUUAUAGAAAAAAGGGUUAACCCUAGCUGGUCCUGGAACCCAGACCACUUCAUUAAGCUGAAGUGGUCUGGGUGCCUGUAGUGGUCCUUUAAGGAUAUUAACACUUGCCUACAAAGCUCUCAACAACUCUAACCUGUUACAUUACUAAUUCAUACGUGCAACCCUAUUCAGUCACUCCACUGUGCCAGUUAUCUUCUCAGUUUCUCUUCUUGCAUCUGUACUAUUAACUCUCGCCUACGUGAUUUCUCAAAUGGCUGCUAUAUUCCUAUAGAAUAGCCUCCCACAUCAUAAUAUUCCCUAGUCUUGAAUCCUUUAAAAAAAAUCUCUUAAAAACAAUCUCCUGAGAUUGUAAGCUUAUUCGAGCCGGGUCCUCAUUAACUUUUAGAUUCUGUUUACAUUUGUAAUAGUUUGUCUCAUUUGCUGUUAUAUCCUCAUAUUAGAAUGCUAAAGAAUAAUUAGAGCUAUAUAAAUGUCAAUAAUAUACAUUCACUGUCCUGUAUCUCUCAUAUUACAUAACUUAUGUGUGUGUACAUAUUAUAUCAAAUUUAUUUUUAAUAAAUCUUGUUUGUAAGAGAUUGUAGUUUGCCUUGCCAGCUGGGGCAACCUAAGUAUGUGAACAAUUCUGGUCUUCACUCCCUCAAGUGUUGUUACUCCUGUGUCUCCCUCCCUCCAAGUCAACGGUGCUACCAUCAGAUCCACCACGCAGGCUCGCUGCCUAGGUGUUCUCUUUGACUCUGACCUCUCCUUCAAGCCUCAUGUUCAAUCUAUCGCCAAAUCCUGUCCAUUUCCAUCUCAAAAACAUUGCACGCAAACAUGGGCGUCCGCAGGAAUUUUUCCGGAGGGGGGGCAUAAUUGUAAUGACAUCUAUGCUUGGUCCCUUUUUGACAGUGUCAUGAAGGGGAGGAGCAUAGUCAUUAUCACAUAAAGCCAGGGUGAAUAGCGUUUUCACAACUAUGGUGUCAGGAAUACAUGUUUGUAUUCCUGACACUAUAGUGUUCCUUUAACCCCUUAAGGACCAAACUUCUGGAAUAAAAGGGAAUCAUGACAUGUCACACAUGUCAUGUGUCCUUAAGGGGUUAAGCAAAUUAAAGGAACAUUCUGGUCACCAUAACAACUUCAUCUAAAUGAAAAUGCUAUGAUGCCAGGAAGCCCCUGGGUGCUCUAUUUCUUUUACGGGGUUAAACCGCUCUCAAAUGGUUUAACCCCAAAGGCUUCCUCCAGCUCCAGAUCGCUCAGUGAUAUUCGGCAUUUGAAACUGAGUUUUUAGGAAGUGCAGCUUGACGUCAGGCAUGGGUGCCGAUUGGCUAGAGUUGACAGUUGACGCUCUAAGCCAAUCGCUAGUUCCCGGUUCAUAAACGUUUUUUACUUUUUUAUGAAUGGGGAGCUACUGAUUGGCUUAGAGUGCCAGCUGACCGCUCUAGCCAAUCAGCAACACCCCUACCCAGCGGCACUCUGUGCUUCCUGACACUCAGUAAAUAAAAGUGAGCACAUUAACAUUGAUAUUUUUCUUCUCCUUCAUUUGACAGUCUUCUUUUUCUUCUGACACUGUCUUCUAUAUUUGGCUCCUUCUGCUCCUUUACCUUUUUGCGCCCUUCUGCUCCUUUCUCAUUCUGAUUCCUUUCUGCUUAUUGCAGACCCUUUCUGCUCCUUCUCCUACUUUAGAUUUUUGCUCCUUGCUGUCACUUUCUGCUCCUUCUUCUACUUUACCUUUGUGCUCCUUCUGAUUCUUUCUGCUCCUUUACCUUUGUGCUCCUUCUAUCCCGUUCUGCUCCAUGCAGACCCUUCCUGCCCUUUGCUGCCCCUGCUCCUUGCAUACCCUUCCUGCUCCUUGCUGACUCUUCAUUUAGGCUGCCCCCGCACCCCCCAUGCCUCACUUCCCUAAUCUAUAAACUGCCCCCCUCGUGCCUCACUUGCCUAAUCUAUAAACUGCCCCCCUCAUGCCUCACUUGCCUAAUCUAUAAAAUGCCCCCCCAUGCCUCACUUGCCUAAUCUAUAGGCUGCCUCACUUGCCUUAUCUAUAGGCUGCCCCCCCAUGCCUCACUUGCCUAAUCUAUAGGCUACCCCCCCAUGCCCCACUUGCCUAGUCUAUAGGCUGCUGCCCAUGCCUCACUUGCCUAAUCUAUAGGCUGCCUCACUUGCCUAAUCUAUAGGCUGCCCCCAUGCUUCCCUCUAAUCUAUAGGCUGCCCCCAUGCCUGCCCCCUAAUAGGCUGCACUCCCCUAAUCUAUAGGCUUCCCCUCCAUCCCUCACUCCCCUAAUCUAUAGGCUGCCCCUCCAUCCCUCACUCCCCUAAUCUAUAGGCUGCCCCCAUCCCUCACUCCCCUAAUCUAUAAACUGCCCCCCAUGCCUCACUCCCUAAUCUAUAGGCUGCCCCCAUGCCUCACUCCCUAAUCUAUAGGCUGCCCCCCAUCCCUCCUCCCCUAAUCUAUAGGCUGCCCCAUCCCUCACUCCCUAAUCUACUCCCCUAACUGCCCCCCCAUCCCUCACUCCCCUAAUCUAUAGGCUGCCCCCCAUCCUCACUCCCCUAAUCUAUAGGUUGCCCCCCCAUGCCUUACUUGCCUAAUCUAUAGGCUGCCCCCCCAUGCCUCACUUGCCUAAUCUAUAGGCUGCCCCCCAUGCCUCACUUGCCUAAUCUAUAGGCUGCCUUUAUGGCAAUAUUGUCCCAAAGUACACAGUUUACGGUUCUGUAUCUCAGAUAUAUGUUUAGAGUUGAUCCUUUUUGAUUUUAAUUGUGUUUUUAAAUGUUCUACAUAAGACAUAGAUGAAAAAAACAUAAAUACAAUUAUUAUAUGUAUAUGUAGAUAAAAUAUCUCAGAUGCAUAACAAUAAAUUGGCAGACUUAUUCAAUAAAGUGAGAAUUCAGAGGUAAUUUCAAAUUCAAGGUAAAGGCGAACUGGAAAAUUCUCUGUCUGCUGUACUUCCCAUUCUGCUUCUUUCACUUUAAGGACCACUAAAGUCUGCUCGGCUACUUAAUUGUGAUUCAGUGGUCUGAAUGUGGUGGUCCUGUCCUUGUAACUCAGCAAUGUAAAAAAAUAUUAUUUUUACAAGCUGCAAUAUUUUUUAUUGCAGUGUUAAAUCGUUGUCUAGUAGCGGUCAUACUGACAGCCACUAGAGACAUUUCUGUGGCACUGAUCGAGUAAAACUUGGUCAAGUGACAAAGAAGAUUGGAUUUGCUUGUUGUGCCCCUAAUGCUCCACUAUGAGGAGCAUUGGAUUGGACAUAUUGCUGGAUGUCACUGGAGGCGGAGAGUUAAGCACCAAUGGAGCAGGAAAAAGGUAUGUAAAAUUAUUUUAUAUGGCAAACAAGGGUGGGACCUGUUUUUAAAUAGGCACAUUAAGCCAUUAGUAAUACAGGUUGUAAUUCCUAACAAAUUUCUGUUCCUUUAAAUUUGAAAAUCACUUUGAAUUCCCACUAUUGAAUAACCCUGUGUGUGUUUUGGUAAAAUAAUGCCAUAACGAGGUUCUAGAGAUCGCAAAAACCAUCAGUCUGAAGGACAUAUAAAGUGUAUUACAUUUGCUCCACAUCUGGUUUGCAAGAAAUCCAUCCCCCAUUCCAGAGGCUGUGGGAUGCAACAAAUACAUAUACACACAUAAGCACAUAGAGACACAUAUAUGCACAGGCAGAGAAUAUAGAAUAAUUAAAAUGAAAAAUGUAAUUAGGAUAUUACAGUAAUUUGAAAUAUGGUCAGUUCUGGGCUUGUAGGUGUGUUUGUACCAUGCAAUCCUCACAUUGCUUGCAUUUAAAUUUACUGACCACGCAUUUUUCACUUGUUUUCUCUCAUGUCUCUCUAGAGAUGACCAUAUAGCGGCCCUUCUUGCUGUUCGAGGUGAUGCCAGCAGGGAGAUGAAGCAAAUGAUUAUAGAAACUGUGGAACAAAGUCAGCGACAUCAAAGCCCAAACUACACCCCAAUAUUCAAAGACAUAAUUGUACCGAGCACUGCCAUGAGUGUACAAAAACUUCUGAAGUAGGGUUGUGUCCUAUACCACGUUGCACUGGCAUUGACUCGCUGAGUCAUCUGGCGUAUUAGGAUCACCUUACAUGCUUGCUUCAUUCAGCCUGUGAUGGGAAGCACAUUGAUUUGUAUGUUUAGAACAUUAUGUGAACUCUUAUGUGCAAAUGGUGACGGAUCCAUAUCCAUGGUUUUGAAUUAUAAUUGUUAUACAGUUUAUGCAGUGUGAAAUAAUUCUUUCAUGGACUUUCCUUUGGGUACUUAUAAAUUGAUUAGUUAUCGUAAUACUAGUUAAAAAAAAAUCAUACUUUUUUUAUUUUAUUUUUUUAAUUUAACUGCUAGAGAUAAAAACCAGAUACUUUGUUAGAGGGCAUUGUUGCCCUGAUGGGUGGUAGUAAAAUAACACUCCAAACAUCAUUACCACCAGUCUGUUGCACUGGUUUUGGUGCCAGGAGUGACCUGGAGCUCCCUCCUAUUGUAAGUAAUUAAAAUAGUUUAGAAUGGUUUGACUUCUUACCUGGUUUCGCUGGAACUACUUCACACAGAGAGCCAGAACAUGAGGGCGGUCAGCUGGCAAUCUCAGCCAGUGAGCUAGGGUUUAGCAAAGGAGAGCUAACAGAAACUCCUGUUUGUGAGAUUUUUACUCUCCGACUGAAGUAGUGGAGGUGGGGAGUGGCAGCCAAUGUCAUUCAGGUAAGAACUGUUAAAAAAUAAAAUGUGUGAGUACCAACAAUGGGGGUGGCGCCAGGGCACUCAUAGCACCAUAUCAAGUGCAGUGAUGUUGUGGUUAUGGUACUGGAUGUGUUCCUUUAAGUUUGGUAGAAACAAUAUAUAGUAUGUUCUGCUGUAAUAUUUUGUGAUAUACACAGUUUUAAAAGUAAAGGCCAUAGAAAGUGGCCAUCUCAGAAGAGGUUUUUAUUAUAUAAUAACUUUGCUUAUUAUAUGCUGUAGGAACAUUAAGAUCAGUUGGGAUCAGUAAUGGGCAACUUUAAACUGUACUACUUCUCCUAUGAUGCUCAGUUCACAGAAAAGGUUGUCCCACACUGACUUUGGAUCUUGUUUGUUCAGUACCAUCCACGUAAUGUGACAUAAAGCAAAACUGAUAGCAGUAGGCAUUUUCUACCUAAAAAAUUAAAGAACAGAUCAAACAUGUUGUGAAGAUAUAUUUCAUACAUGAUGUGGUAAUACUUGGCUUAUGUUUUACAUAUACUUUUCAUCUACUGCAAUUUCCAGUUGCUGCGUGCUUAAGUUCAAGAAAAUUGUGAAGAUCCCGUUAGUAAUCAGACCAAUAAUUAUUAUUAUUUUUUAAAUGAAAUGAUUGCAAACCUUUUUAAAACUUUACAUUUUACAAUCAUUUAAUUCCUGAAUUUUACAUUACAUAAGCAGUAUUUACUAACCACCCUUUUAAGACCGCAAGCAUUUUAAUGACCAGCUUAAAGCAUGUUCACUACAGUAUUUAUUUUCGUGGGAGAAAUGUAAAAAAAAAAAGCAGGGUAUUUGAAUCUUUACAAAAACUAGAAUCAUACGAAAUAUAGAACUUCUGCUACAACGGCUGAAUGAUGCUCAGUAAAACUGACUGACUGGCCUCUUUGAUAUUAUGUGCUAUUCUCCCUUGUACUUGUUGUCAGAUAUGCCAUUAAAGGGACAACCCACAGUGGAUUAACAAAAUGUAAUGCAUUAUUGAUUAAAACCAUACAUCUGAAUGUAAUUGGAAUAUUACAGUCAUUUUAAAUGUGGAUAGUUCUAGUUAGCAGUCAAAUGUGAUGUGUACAGAUCAAUCAGCCACUCCUGGUCCUCCCUUUGAUUUUAGUGGGGGCAUUCAGUAGUGUUGAUUUGUGGGAUUUUGCACAGAAAGCUACAAAAUACAGUUUUACUUUUUUGUGGCAGAAAAAAUAUUAUCUGUGUGAUUUAAUGGAAGCCACCAGAUUUCUUUUUUUUUUUUUUUUUUUAAUGUGCAAGCAAAUUCAUUAUAUUAUUUAGUAAGUGAAUGUGGUAGACACAGCACUUUUUUGCAGCUCCAUAUACAAUCCUAUGAGACAUCUGUAAGUUCCCCAUAAACCUCUAUAAGUAGGUGCAUUGUUUUACCUUAGCUGUUUGGAGUGUCCCUUUAACUCUAUAUUGUUUGACACAAUGAAAGGCUUGGAGAUAUAAGGUGUAAUGUUUUGCAAAGUGUGAAUUUUUAAUUUUUUUUUUGUGUAUGUUUGCUGUAGGUUUUUCAAACUGCUUUGCAUAUGGCGAAGGUAACUGCUGUUUUAAAACUAAUUUUAAGCACUCUAAAUGGCAUUUGAACUAUGUUUGUUAUUGUUCUGUAUCUCCUUAUUUGAUUUUUUUCAAGGAAAUGUUACAAUGAUAACAAGAUGGAUGGUAUGUAUUAAAUGAGCUGUGAUUAAUGCAUUGUACCUGUCUCAACAACUAGAUCAUUGAUGGCUAGCAUUGAGACCCCAGAUAUGUAUGGACAUUACAUGAUUCAUAGCCAGUCAUUGCAUGUGUUCCAAAUAUUCCAAUAUUCAAUGUUUGCAGCUGCUAAAAGAGGCCACAUGAGACUGAUUUGUUCAAUCGAGAACUCAUGGGUUACUUAAAAAAAUUAUAUUUGCCACACAGUGAAAUGUAUUCCUCUAAGGGGCACCAUUUUGGUGUGUUUUCUUAUUAUUAUUUAAUGUAAAAGAUGGAAUUAGGUCACUGGGUCACAAGAGCUGCCAAUUAUGUGUGUGUCCUACACACUUUAAGAGGUUGGGACUUGCACAGUAUAAACCAAUAUAGUGUGACCACGCUGUCCAAAUGUGCCUCCCUCUUAGCAUGUCAUGGUCAGAUCUGAUAUAUGCAGCAACAUUUGCAAUUCACCGCAAUUAUAACUAUAUACAAGGAAAAUGGGACACUCUCAGAAGUCUUGUUAUAAAUCAUAGCAUACAUACAACAUAAAUAACCAUUAAUAAUUGUUACAAUUUGGUAGAAAUGAUGAGCAGUCAUUGUUUUCAGAGAUUGCCAGCUUUGUAUUCUGGUAGGGCUGUCUGAGAGAAUGCUGCACAAACUGUUUUCUUCUAACAGAAAACAAAGUAAGUUGUUUGUAAUGGACCUUAGUCCACAGUGGCAGUGAAAAGUCGUGAUGCACAUGUUUCUUACUAGAGAGGCACAAAUGAAGCUCUAAACCUAAGUGAAUAGGAUCCUUCUAUCUGAGUUUUUGUUUAACAUAUCACAAUUUUGUGCAGUGUAAUUAUGUUACACGACAAAUCGACAAUAUUAAUUAUACAGAAUAUAUUGAUUACACACCCAUAGUCACUGAUCGGCAUUAGCAUUUUUUUGCACUACAUAAUUUAUUCUGUUCUUCACAGGGACAGGGGAUAUCCUUGCAUUAUAACUAAUGUGCAGAGCAUAAGUUAUUGGGUAUCGGUGUGUAAUUUGCUUACCAACAGGGGUGCUAGUUACUUUUGUCCUGUAUAAAAGUGUAUCUGCACAUAGCACUUAGGAGGUUCAUUUUUAUGGCAUGCCAUGUAAAUUUUAAAAUAUACAAGCUUACUAGAUUACUUUGUAAAGGUAGUAAAAGGUAAGCUGUUCUAUGAAAUAAGUAAUAAUCACCCAUUAAAAGUGAUCUCUCUGUAACCAUCUCUGCACUAAGAAGAGGGUAGUUGGGGAUUCAAAGUGAAUUUAAAAUUCUAUGAUUCCAUUUCAGCUACUGUGAGCUCUGAACUCAGACAAUUCUCACUUUAGUGAAUAAUCCUGUGUACAUUAUAUUUCUUUGAUUAUGGUUUAAGUUAGUCUGAAUUAAAUAGUUACGAGGCAGAUUUAAAUAUGUUUCUCAGAUAAAACCUCCAUAGGAAUGCAUGCAUAAAAAUGAUGUAUUAACAAUAAUCAUGCACAUAAUUGCCUACUACUUCUCAAUAAUUCAUCAACUUAAAAUGUGAAAAAUAAACACCUCAGGUUUAUUUUUAAUUGCUAAUAAAUAUGGCGAUCCCAUACUAAUGGAUAUACACUACAGUGUGAAUAAUUGCUAUUUCAUUUUUUAUUUUUUUUUCCCCUUUUGGCUAUUUUGACCUACAAUUUAAAAUUCACUUUUAAUUCCUGACCUUUAGAGAAAAACCCUGUAUAUUUACGUUUAGAAAGCAAUGGUUGUGUAAAAUAAAUCCUUCAUCUGUAUUGCCAAUUUGGCUUUUAUAGUGUUCAUUUUGCAAAAUCACUUUUUGAUUUGGAAAAUAUGGUAAAAAGAGUACAUAAAAAAAAUAAAAUGUUCACACUUUUUAAUAAAAUGCAAUAAAUAAAAGUGGCUACUCACAUGCAUAAUGGGUGAAUUAAAAUCCUUGAAACUGCCUAUAAAUAAUCCUCAUUAAAUGAUCCAUGUAAUAGUACUACGUUCAAGGUGUUCGGGAGGAAUUAGAUUGAUAACAUAUGGCUGAUAUAGAAAACCAAAUACGGGUGUAAAAGCUGUAAUAAUAACUCAAAGGCAUAUCGUGUAUUUAGAACUGUUACAUGAACUGUUUUCAUGGGAUCAUUUGUUUUAAUUUCCUUUAAUAAGUACGUAAAUAUGAAAGCAUGCAGUUCAUUAUUUCAUAAUCAUUCAUGUAUAUCGUAUAACUAUACAUUAUAUAAUAUGCUUACUUAGUGACUAAAUACAUAAAUCUAGUUUUGUCUCUAUACAUCAGCAUUACCCUAUGACCGCUAUGUUUCUUACUGCGUCCAAAGUGUCUUUGCAGAUGUGUUGAUUAAAGCAACGUCAACAGAGUUGGUUGUACUGCUUCAAUCUGUAAUCCUGUAGGUCCUUGUGAUAAACUGCAAGACCAGUCUACAAGUAGACACUAUAACAAUCCCAAUGACUGUCACCAAUACAAUAGCUCUUAUAAGGGCAAAAUGUAUCCUGUCUUCAUUAACUGCAGUUGAAGUUCUGCUCUCUAUAGGAUCCUGCCUGAAGGUACCACCAGAUGACUCAGAAUACCAGCCUCCAUGUUCUGUGGGUGUUUCUGGAGCCAUCCAUGUCGACAGAAGGUCAUUUAUGUCAUUUUGCAGUACUUCUUCAGCCUUACUUAUGGCUGAUUUUAGAGAAACUGUCAACACGGUGUUCAAUUUCUUCUUUAGAUCUUCACAGGUACAGUCAUCAUCCAUGACAAGGUCACCUGAAAAAUCAAACAGUGGGGGCAUGUUUUUAAAAGUGUGGCUGUAAAAGUUCUCGAUUUUUCUUCACCAACUAUGAUGAUAAUUCUUAAAUGCAUAUAUCUUUUUACAUAUGUUUAGUUGGCAUAUGCAAUCGAGGAGUUCUCAAGGGCUACGAAUUCACAACAGAAUCCUGACUACAUAGUUCAAGUAUUUGUAUAUGAACCUCAGUCUAUCCCCUUUUAUAUAGAGAAACCAACCUAGCAAGACGAUCUUAUGUAGUUACUGAUGCAGAACAUUCACUCAGCAUAGUUAUUUGACUGGAUCUUCACGUAAAUCA